GCAAGUUCGUCUUCUCCCAGGACCUAAACUCUGUUGUUACCCGAAACAUCAAAAGGGGUGGACAUGAUAAAUACAGCCAUAACCCCCCGGGGGAGUUGACUCUCUUCCCUCUAAAAAUUCCUCAUAGUCAUGUUUGUUAUUCCCAGAAGUCAUCCAAUCCCCCUGCAUCUCGGAUACCACUACUCUAUUCGAAACCCCUGAGCACAUAAUAGUGCCGCGGCUAACACACAUUCGCUUGGAUCCUGGUCUCACUACUACAUGCGACCCCUCCGUUCCUUCUUCACUUCCUCGGUCCAGUCUCUGCUUCUGCGGAAGUAGCCUCCGUUUACGCCUCGUCGCCGAUGCCGAUGAUCUCUCCUGUUUAAAUUCUCACGGCUUCCCUCGUUGACAUCGUAAAAUUUUCCGCUCGUUCUUCCACCUUUUCUCCCCCCUCGUGACCGGUCGAAGUCACGGGUCUGCCUUCCCAUCCCGUGACCGGCAUUCCAUCACGGGCUGUCAGAUUUUACUUUCUCAAGGAUCCCCCGAAAGUUAAUCCCCGCGUGUCAUAAACAUGCGCGACAUGCCGUCCAGAUUUAUUGAAAUCCUCGACCCCGAAGAUUCUCAUUUUCGUAUGUCUGAUGCCGACGUCCGGCUGGAAGAUGUCCUCGCGGACCAAGAGGCUAUCGCCAGCCGGCCCCGUUCCUCCACGCAAUCGUCGACUAAAGCGGGUCUCGAUAAAGACCGGCUAUAUCGGGAGGGCCCAUCGUCGCCACAACAGCGGUGGAAACGCUUGAGCAUGAUCCUGGUCCCUGCGAGACGGGGCUCCAACUAGACCGAGGAUUUCUCCUACCACGUUCACGCUAGACGUGAUCAUCACCAUCGGAAUAUACAAUAUUCCCGACGGGGAUUGAAUACAAUUUCAUGCGCUAUGGUUCUUCCCUGUCCAAUGAGACCCAAAUUAGAAAUUGAUCUGCCCAUGAUUAUGGUAUGCGGAUAACGACCGAACGAAUACGGAGUACAGCGGUUAUGGCAUAUGGUAUUUUACGAAUGAUUCAGGUUUAGCAUACAAUUUGGUUGCGUUUACAUUCCUGAUCCACAGUAGCGGAUCUCUUUCUCACAACCCUUGAUACCCCCUAUGCAGUGUCGACAACAUCGUCUUUUGACUGUUUUUUCCCCUUUGCUUCUCGGCGCAUAUAUUCAUGAAUGUAUGCGGUUGAGUACAAUUCCUUCACACUCUGCUCGCCACUUAUGAACCUAUGAUUGCAAUGCCUUGAAAGAGCGUUUACAAUGACUUGCUGGAUACACGACGUCAUGCUGCCAUACAAUUAGAAUUAAAAGCAUACACUGAAAGUUUUGUAUUAUGUAGAAUAUCAUGGCUACUUUCUUUUUUCUUAAUUUACAAAGCAGAACGUGAUCCUUCGGAGAGGAAAAAAAAAAUUUAUACAUGCAAAGGGCG
Molecule: messenger RNA, 1435 nt
Organism: Aspergillus caelatus
Lineage: Eukaryota; Fungi; Ascomycota; Eurotiomycetes; Eurotiales; Aspergillaceae
Exons: 1
Coding region: 551-811 (86 amino acids)
Source: RefSeq, a predicted model, not a curated record